AUGUCUGACACUGAAAAAUUGCUAUUGAUUCCAGGUCCAAUCGUUAUCUCUGAAGCCGUUAGAAAGGCACAGUCUAUCCAGUCAUUGGCGCACACUUCUCCAGAGUUCAUCAAGAUCUUCCAGAACACCUUGAAGAACUUGCGUAAGUUGUUCAAAUCAACCAAUGCAAAGGAUCAAGGUGUCGUCAUUGCCGGCUCUGGUACCCUUGGUUGGGAUAUUACUGCUUCAAACUUGGUGUACCCUGGGGAUAACGUUUUGGUGCUAUCCACUGGUUUCUUCUCUGACUCCUUUGCAGAGUGUUUGAGAGUUUACGGUGCCAACGUUGACGUUCUUACUGCUCCAGUUGGAGACGUUGUUCCAAACGAUGACAUUGCUAAGAAAUUGCAAGAGAAGAAGUACUCGGUUAUCACUAUCACCCACGUUGAUACAUCAACCGCGGUCGUCUCCGAUGUGGAGGCAAUCGCUGCAGUUGUGAAGAAGGUUUCUCCAGAAACUUUGAUUGUUGUUGACGGAGUCUGUUCUGUUGGUGUUGAGGACAUUGAAUUCACUAAAUGGGGCUUGGAUUACGUCUUGUCCGCCUCCCAAAAGGCCAUUGGUGUUCCAUCUGGUUUGUCCAUUGGGUUCCUCUCCGAGAGAGCUGUCGAAAGAGCCCUUAACAGACCAACGCAGUCCACUUUCUUUGCCUCCUUGCAAAGAUGGCUGCCAAUCUUGGUGAACUACGAGGCUGGCAAGCCUUCCUACUUUGCUACCCCAGCUAUCCAAACAGUCAACGCGUUGAACGUAUCGCUAGAGGAGAUCCUCGAGAGCGGUCUCGAUGCCAGAUUUGCAAAGAACAAGCAAACUUCCCAGAAAUUCAAAGCGGCCUUGGCUGACCUCGGUGUCGGUAUCGUCCCGGUCAACGAAACAGUCGCAGCCAGUGGUUUGACCGCUGCUUACUUCCCAGAGGGAAUCGACGGCGGAAAGUUCAUCUCAGACGUUUACGCAAAGGGCGUCGUCAUUGCAGGUGGUAUCCACAAGCAGCUCGUUGGCAAGUACUUCAGAGUCGGCCACAUGGGUGUGAGCGCCCUCGACGACUCGCUGGGCCACAUCGACACCGCGAUCAGAGUCAUCACCGAGGCAUUGGAGGAUCAAAAGAAGUGA
Messenger RNA from Williopsis jadinii, 1140 nucleotides. RefSeq names its product alanine--glyoxylate transaminase (gene AGX1). Gene Ontology annotation, cellular component: peroxisome. NCBI's taxonomy places the organism in Eukaryota, Fungi, Ascomycota, Saccharomycetes, Phaffomycetales, Wickerhamomycetaceae. The transcript has a single exon. Gene Ontology annotation, molecular function: L-alanine:glyoxylate transaminase activity; L-serine:pyruvate transaminase activity. The record is from RefSeq and is a predicted model, not a curated record. Bases 1 to 1140 code for a protein of 379 amino acids.